CGCCGUCGUCCCGUGCGAUCCACACGAGAGACCGAGAGACGAAAACUGUCAGUAUUGUCGUCGCUGUCGGUCGUAGACUUUGUCGGUCGGUUCCCGGAGACGUGUUGUAGCGGCCGACGAGAUCGUCGUUUCCCCGUGACGUGUUCGACGAAAAGUACAUAUUUAAUUCAUUAUGAGUGAUGACGGUGAUAUUAUUCCAAGUGUUAUGCAAAAUGGUGGAAAUCAAUACAAAAUAAAAGAGAAUUCAUUUUUACCUAGCGCUGUUCCUGAAAAUAACACAACAAUGAGUUUCGAAAACACAAAACCAGCAGAAAACUAUGGACCAGACCAAGUUUUACCUGCUUCAAAAAAAUAUACAAGUGAAGCAAAUGGUCGAGUUACUUUAAGGAUUGAGGCUGGUGCAGAUAAUACCCCUAUAUCUGUACCUGGACUUUUGACUAGAAGUGCCGAAAAAUAUGGAGAUCUACCGGCAUUAAAUUACAAAUCAGACAAUAAAUGGGUCAAAGUUACUUAUAAAGAAUAUGAACAAAAUGUACGAACUGUUGCUAAAGCAUUUUUAAAGUUGGGCCUUGAAAGAUUUCAUGGUGUCUGUAUAAUCGGGUUUAACUCUCCAGAAUGGUUUUACUCAGACUUAGGUGCCAUUUAUGCUGGUGGUUUUGCUGCUGGAAUGUACACAACAAAUCUUGUUGAUGCUUGUCUCCACUGUUUGGAGACAAGUAAAGCAAAUAUUGCUGUAGUUGAAGAUAGUAAACAAUUAGAAAAAAUACUAUCAAUCAAAAGUCGUCUACCCCAUUUAAAAGCUAUCAUUCAAUAUGAAGGCAAACCUACUGAAGAGGGUGUUUUAUCGUGGGAAGAUGUAAUGAGAAUUGGAUCAGCUGAAUCUGAUGACAAAUUAAAUGCUAUAUUGAAAACCAUGGGAGUCAAUGAGUGUUGUACAUUAGUAUUUACGUCUGGAACUGAAGGUGCAUCAAAAGCAGUCAUGGUUAGUCAUGAUAAUCUAACAUACAAUGCACAUAUGAUCACAAAAUUCUUGUCCUUGACGGAUGGCAAGGAAGUUCUCGUAUCAUAUUUACCUUUGAGUCAUGUAGCAGCACAAAUCACUGAUAUAUAUAGUGCAAUUACAUUAGGGGCUCAAGUAUUUUUUGGUGAAAAAGAUGCUCUUAAGGGUUCUUUAGUGAACACACUUCAAGCUGCCAGGCCUACAGUUUUCUUGGGUGUCCCUCGUGUUUGGGAAAAAAUAAAUGAAAAAUUAGUGAGUAUUGGCCGAAAAUCAGGUUCAUUGAAGAAGUACAUUGCUGAUUGGGCUAAAGAAGUUGGCUUAAAUCAUUAUGAAGAAGCAAUGAAAGGAGUUGAAAGAGAAACAUACUCAUACAAAUUCUUCAGAUGGUUAAUUUAUGGUCGUAUCAAAAGUGCCAUUGGUUUCGAUAGAUGCAAAUAUUUUAUUUCAGCUGCUGCUCCUAUAUCAGUUGAACUAAAAAAAUAUUUUAUGAGUUUGGAUAUACCUUUGUGCGAAGCAUUUGGAAUGUCUGAAUGUGGAGGUGCACAUACACUGAGUAAUCCAACUGAUGAAAAUGUUGCUGGUGUUGGGAAAACAUUAGAUGGAGUCUCUUCAAAAAUUGACAAACCCGACAAGGACGGAAAUGGCGAAUUGUGUAUAUACGGACGCCAUGUAUUCAUGGGUUAUUUGAAUCUGGCAGAAAAAACAGAGAGUACCCUAGACACUGAUGGAUGGCUUCAUUCUGGUGAUAUAGCCCAAAUAGACGAUAAAGGAUAUGUUACUAUUACCGGAAGAAUAAAGGAAUUGUUAAUUACAGCUGGUGGAGAGAACAUACCUCCUGUAUUAAUCGAAAACAAUGUUAAAGCCGCACUACCAGUUAUUAGCAAUGCUUUCUUAAUAGGAGACAAGAGAAAAUUCUUGUCCAUACUAUUAUCCCUAAAGUGUGAAGUAGAUGCUGAAACUACUGAGCCACUCGACACUUUAACACCUGAAGUGGUUUUAUGGCUAUCGUCACUUAAUUGUAAGUUUACCAAAGUGUCUGAGGUUGUAGCAAAUAAACCUAAAGAAGUUUUUGAUGAGAUACAAAAAGGCAUUGAUGCAGCCAACAAGAAAGCUAUAUCAAAUGCACAGAAAAUCCAAAAGUUUUCACUUUUGCCAAUUGAUUUCUCCUUGCCUACUGGUGAAUUAGGUCCUACAUUAAAAAUUAAACGUCCAGUAGUAAACGAAAAGUACAAAGAUUUAAUCGAGGAGUUCUACAAGAACUGAUGAAACCACAUUGGUAAAAGAAAAUUUUUGUUCAUGUUACACAAUGAAUGUUACAAUACAUAAGAAAAAAAAAUUAAAAACAAAUCGUUCACGCAGGGUGUUUGAAUCAGCAGUUAAGUUAGUUUUUUGUACCAGUUUCAAAUCUGUAAACCUGUAAAAUUUUAUUUUUUUUAAAUUGUAAAUCUCCUUCUUUAUCCCUUGAAACUAUUGUUGUUGUACUUAAAUAUGAGUAAGUUUAUUUUUAUUAUAUUUCCCGUUACCUUGUGAUCUGAAUUUUUGUACUGGCUCUGUGUACAAAAUUUGUUUUCUGUAGGUAACUAUUAUCUUUUUAAUUUAAUUAUUUUAAAUAGACAAGUUAUUAUUGUUUUAGUAGAAAUAUUUUUAUUGUGAUAUUAUUUUUUUUCAAACAAAACAAUUAGAAUUUUUAUGAAAUAUUUUAAUUAAAUAUUAUUUAAAAUUAAGUUAAUUAAUUGGUGAUAAAAUUAAUAAACAUAACAUUAAUUGUUAUUUUAAUACGUGUGCACAUAUAUACUUAUUAAAAGACUACAAACUUGUUGUACGGUUUCAUGUGUAAUCCGUGAUAAUAUUGUCAAUUUGUCUUAAUGUAAUGUUGUGUUACUUGUAACAAUUAUUAUAUUAUGAUGUUUUUAUAUAAUAAUAUUAUACAUAAUUCUAUGCGUAUAAUAUUCA
Molecule: messenger RNA, 2953 nt
Organism: Myzus persicae (green peach aphid)
Lineage: Eukaryota; Metazoa; Arthropoda; Insecta; Hemiptera; Aphididae
Gene: bgm
Product: very long-chain-fatty-acid--CoA ligase bubblegum
Exons: 17
Coding region: 173-2263 (696 amino acids)
Cellular component (GO): membrane; endoplasmic reticulum
Molecular function (GO): long-chain fatty acid-CoA ligase activity
Source: RefSeq, a predicted model, not a curated record